Messenger RNA from Chinchilla lanigera (long-tailed chinchilla), 1987 nucleotides. It is a transcript of the gene Cpvl, whose product is annotated as carboxypeptidase, vitellogenic-like. Gene Ontology annotation, biological process: proteolysis. The transcript is spliced from 16 exons. The record is from RefSeq and is a predicted model, not a curated record. Bases 407 to 1840 code for a protein of 477 amino acids. Gene Ontology annotation, molecular function: serine-type carboxypeptidase activity. NCBI's taxonomy places the organism in Eukaryota, Metazoa, Chordata, Mammalia, Rodentia, Chinchillidae.
GGACACAUCCUACUGUUUGCUGAGCCUGCCUCUCCAAUGGAUGGCACUCAACAGCAGCAUUCGCCAUAUUUUUUUUAUCACAUCGUAUAAAGACCCUUAGGGAAGGGACUUCUACAAUUGCCUCAGAAAGUGCCUGCUGGCCUUCAGACUGGAACUAAAUCAUCAGCUCUCCUGGGGCUCAAGAGGACAACUUACCCUGCAAAUCUGGCACUCACCUGCCUCCAUUAUCAGUGUUUCCACCAUCUGCAGGAAAAGUUAUAAAUUGAAAAUAUAAGACAAAUAACAGAAGAUCAAUCAAAUGCUACUGGUGACUUCAGAUGAGUAUGAGAAUUUUCUCUUCCCACUCCAAAGACUGUGGCCUUAGCCUGGAUUUUUGAGCUCUGUAGCACCCAAGGACUCAGAAGAAAUGGUUGGUGCCAUGUGGAAGGUGAUGCUGUUCAUGGUCCUGCUGACAUUCAGCCCCUGUGAUGGGCUGUUUCAGUCCCUGUACCGAAGUGCCCGGGUUUCUGUGCCACCUAAGGGAGAUACAGGAGAGCCAGUAUUUCUUAGCCCUUAUAUAGAAGCUGGGAAGAUCGAGAAAGGGAAAAAAAUGAGUAUGGUCAGGCUUUUUUCAGGCCUGAAUGUGAAAAGUUACGCUGGCUACAUCACUGUGAAUGAGACCUGGAACAGCAACCUCUUCUUCUGGUUCUUCCCCGCGCAGAUACAGCCAGAGAGUGCUCCAGUUGUCCUCUGGCUCCAGGGAGGGCCAGGAGGUUCGUCCAUGUUUGGGCUCUUUGUGGAACACGGACCUUAUGUUGUCACAGAAAACAUGACUCUUCAGUCUAGAGACUUCUCCUGGUCCACCACGCUUUCCAUGCUCUACAUUGACAAUCCGGUGGGCACAGGCUUCAGUUUUACUGAUGACACCAAGGGAUAUGCAGUCAAUGAGGAUGAUGUGGCGAGAGAUUUGUACAGUGCACUAAUUCAGUUUUUCCAGUUAUUUCCGGAGUAUGGAAAGAAUGAUUUUUAUGCUACUGGGGAGUCUUAUGCAGGGAAAUAUGUGCCAGCCAUUGCACACUAUAUCCACUCUCUCAACCCUGUUCAGGAGUUUAAGAUCCAUCUGAAAGGAAUUGCUCUUGGAGAUCCAUAUUUUGAUCCUGAAUCGAUUGUCGGGGGCUAUGCAGCAUUCCUGUAUGAAACUGGCUUGUUGGAUGAGAAGCAGAAAAAGUACUUCCAGAAGCAGAGUGAUGAGUGCAUAAAACACAUCAAGAAGCACAACUGGCUAAAGGCCUUUCAAAUACUGGAUAGCCUGUUAGCUGGUGACUUAACAAGUGAGCCUUCUUUCUUCCAGAAUGUGACAGGAUGUUCUAGCUACUAUAACCUUUUGCAGUGCACGGAUCCCGAGGACCAGAGUUACUAUGGGAAAUUUUUGUCCCUCCCAGAAGUGAGACAAGCUAUCCACGUGGGAAACCGGCCCUUUAGUGACGGAGCUGAAGUUGAAAAGUACUUGCGAGAAGAUACAGUGCAGUCCGUGAAGCCAUGGCUGAGUGAAAUCAUGAACAACUAUAAGGUUCUGGUCUACAGUGGCCAACUGGACAUUAUCGUGGCAGCUUCCCUGACAGAGCGCUCCUUGAUGGCCAUGGACUGGAAAGGAACCCAGGAAUACCACAGGAUGGGAAGAAAAGUUUGGAAGGUCUUUAACUCUGAUAAAGAUGUGGCUGGCUAUGUCCGGCAAGUGGGUGACUUCCAUCAGGUGAUUGUUCGAGGUGGAGGACACAUUUUACCCUAUGACCAGCCUCUGAGAGCUUUUGACAUGAUCAAUCGAUUCAUCUUUGGAAGAGGAUGGGAUCCUUAUAACUGAUAAACUACUCUUCCAAUUGAGAACAUCAGGAAUUUUAAUCUUUGAGAAGAAAAUUUGGAAAACUAAAAAUGUUAUAUAGAUAAGGACUUUAUCAUUUUGUAUCUGUAAGAUGUUUCUCCUCAAUAAAAAUUAAUUGCUCUUGCAACA